Molecule: messenger RNA, 849 nt
Organism: Halteromyces radiatus
Lineage: Eukaryota; Fungi; Mucoromycota; Mucoromycetes; Mucorales; Cunninghamellaceae
Exons: 2
Coding region: 28-741 (237 amino acids)
Source: RefSeq, a predicted model, not a curated record
CUUUUUUCUAUUAUAAAUAAUAAAUAUAUGAUGACAUCAAAUGAAUCUUCUCCUUUUUUAAAACCUAAUGAUAUGGAUCAAUUUGAUCAAAUGAUGGCUGGUAUCAUGGAAAGCUCUAUAUCAAUGAUGUUUCGACAAUUGAUUGAACCAAUUGAUAGUGGAAAACAUGAUAUCUUUACUAAAUCAUCAUCAUCAUCAUCAUCUACUCCUCCUCCUUUACAGCUUCAUGACUUUGGUGGUAGUGAUUUCAAACGUUUGGCGGAAAAAUCUCGUAGAAAUCGUUCUUUGUCAACACCUCAAGAAACCCGACGAGAAACUACAUCAUCAUCAUCACAAAAAUGGAAUAGUCCCAAUUCUUUAUACAGCAAUGACAACAAUCAACCAAGUGACUCUUUGAACGCCAAGGCAAACUUUUCUUUUAACGCAAUACAAACGACAAACAAUACUAUUAUUAAAUCAACAAAUCAUCGGCACUCCUCCUCUUUGGGAAAGGAUUGGAAAUGUACUCAAGAAUGUGUAUUUCGUACAGAUGGUUCUGAAGAAACAAUAUAUCAGAAAUCCAACGAUGGUGUGGCUACAGAAACUAUUCAUCAUAUAGUUUAUCCCGAUGGUACUAUUAAAAAUAUCAAGAGACCUAUAAUUGUAUCAUCCCCUUCUACUACUUCAUCAUUAUCUUCAUUAGAUGAUUCUACAUAUACAACUAGUCCUUUCACUAGAUUAUGGCGUCUUGUAUUCGAUUAACUCCAUCUUUACUUUUUUUGAAAAAUUCCUAUAUUUGGUUCCUCUUCUUUUUCCAUACCCAGCUCACGUGUAACAAUAAAAGUUGCUUCAUUUUAUAUAUAAACUUUU